Messenger RNA from Ricinus communis (castor bean), 2114 nucleotides. Its product is annotated as probable WRKY transcription factor 31. NCBI's taxonomy places the organism in Eukaryota, Viridiplantae, Streptophyta, Magnoliopsida, Malpighiales, Euphorbiaceae. Gene Ontology annotation, molecular function: DNA-binding transcription factor activity; sequence-specific DNA binding. Gene Ontology annotation, biological process: regulation of DNA-templated transcription. Bases 357 to 2036 code for a protein of 559 amino acids. The transcript is spliced from 6 exons. The record is from RefSeq and is a predicted model, not a curated record.
UAUAUGCAAUUCCAAUUCACUAGUUUAAGAUAAGGGGUAUGUUUUUUUUUUAUUUAUUUUUCAAAAGAAGAAAUUAAUUCACUCAUGUUCUAGGAGUCAAAAAUGUAAACAAAGCCACCUGUCCAAUUGACGCACUACCUUACCUCAUUGGGGGAAGUCUCAUUUUUACACAUACAUAUCAAUAUCAUUAUAUCAUGCUCUAAGCUUAUCACUCUUUUCACAUUUUGGUCUUAGUCCACCUCCUUUUUAUUGCCGAGUCUAUUGCUCUUGUUCUAAAACGACUUUCAAGUUCAAAAACAACCCCUCUCUCUCUCUCUCUCUUCUUUCUUUUCUUUUUUCUUCUUUUUCUUAAUUAGAUGGACGAAGAAAGACAACUCUCCAUUGGUACUGAUGAUCCAACAAGAACAAGUAACUGCUCGAUCAUUUCUGACCCACCACCUACAAUGAACCCUACGUGGAAGCACGACACCCUCCUCGUGGACGGCUCUUCUGCUGAUCGUCUUCUUAUUAGCUGCUUUACUGAUAAUACACACCAUCCUUCUCAAGCCAUUUCCAAUGGGAAACGAGUGCUUACUGAGAUGGAUUUCUUUGCCCAUCGUAACUUCUCUAAGCAAAAAUCAUCACCCACGGCCGACAUCAUCAUCAAGCAAGAAAUUAGAUAUGAUGGUGAUGACCAUGAUGAGUUAGAGCAUCAAAAGAAGAAACAACAUGUCAACACUGGUCUAAAUCUUGUAACCGGAACUAUGGUCAGUGACAAAUCUAUGGUAGAUGACGGACCAUCUCAAAACAAGCAAGAUUAUCAGCAAAAGAUGAAAGAGCUUGACAUUUUGCAAGCAGAAAUAAACCACAUCAACUCGGAGAAUCAGCGUCUGAGAGGCAUGAUUCACCAAGUAAACAACAACUACCAUGCCCUACAGAUGCAUCUUGGUGCACUUAUGCAGAAUCCUAAGGCUAAAACCGAGAAACAAGAGGAGGUGGUGAAUGAACGGCAUAGAAGAUCUAUUACAGUCGCAAGGCAGUUCCUGGAUCUUGGUAAAGCUGAGAUCGUUGAAUUAAAGAAUGAUCAUCGUAAUUCACAGUCAACGACCGAAGAAAGAUCUGGGGAUUGUUCAAUAUCUCCUAAUAUAGUUGAGUCAAUGGAGAUCAACGAUAAAUCACCGACGCAUAUCAGUAACCCUAUUAAUGGAAAUGCUGAUUAUCAGAGUUCAGAAGCAGCAUUUCAUGGAUGGGUACCAAACAAAGUUCCCAAGUUUAUUAGUUCAAAAGAUGUUAAUCAUGAACAAAAGGAAGAAACCAUGUCCAUGAUCCGCAAAGCUCGUGUUUCGGUUCGAGCAAUAUCUGAUGCAUCCACGAUUUCUGACGGAUGCCAAUGGAGAAAGUAUGGGCAGAAAUUGGCUAAAGGUAAUCCGUGUCCUCGAGCUUAUUAUCGAUGUACCAUGUCAUCUGGAUGCCCAGUUCGCAAACAGGUACAAAGGUCUGUUGAGGAUAGAGCAGUUCUUAUAACAACUUAUGAAGGCCAUCACAAUCAUCCGCUCCCACCAGCUGCAAUGGCAAUGGCAUCUACUACAUCGGCAGCUGCAGCAAUGCUACUUUCAGGGUCUACCUCUAGCCCAGAUGGGCUAGUGAACACAAAUUUAUUAGCAAAAGCAACACCUUACUCAUGCCCACCAGGCUUUGCAUCACUUUCAGCUUCGGCUCCAUUUCCUACUGUAACAUUAGACCUUACUCACACACCUGCCGUUGCCAAUUCCUCGCAAAGAAUUACACAAGAUCAUCAAUUCCAUCUCGCAACUGCACCGCAAUUUUUUGGUCCAGGCCUAUGCAAUCAAGCUAGGGUUUCAGGUAUUUUUAGCCCUCAAGGAAUGGAUCAGCUGCAGCCUACAGAUGUUAGCGCAGCAACAGCUGCUAUCACUUCAGACCCUAACUUCACUGCAGCUCUAGUUGCAGCAAUUACUUCUGUCAUUGGCAAUGUUCAAGCAAACAGUAGUACCAGCAACAGCCCUAGCACAAGAAACAGUAUUGAAAACAAUAUAUAGGCAUGAAUAUUAAGUUGUAACGAACAGUGUAUAGUGCAAUGAGGAAUUUCUUUUUUCAAUAUAUCUUGGUUUUUGGUA